Messenger RNA from Theobroma umbraticum, 1337 nucleotides. It is a transcript of the gene ATI1, whose product is annotated as mesoderm induction early response protein. NCBI's taxonomy places the organism in Eukaryota, Viridiplantae, Streptophyta, Magnoliopsida, Malvales, Malvaceae. Gene Ontology annotation, cellular component: intracellular membrane-bounded organelle. The record is from RefSeq and is a predicted model, not a curated record.
CGGUUUCAUCAUCCUUAACACCCCGAGUUUCUCGAGAUAUAUAAAAGCUCUCCCCAGAAAUUUCUGUGGGCACUCCUCGAGGCAGUUAACGCAAUCUAGUCGGAGACCUCUUCGUUUUCUCUCACCGGCUGAUCUCGUAUUCGUACUUCUAGAUCUCUUCCGAAGCAUUAAGAAGUCCUGAGGAUGGCAGAUAAGGAGGGAGAGGAGAAUUCCCCACGUGGGAAUGAAUGGGAAGUUGUGUCCCUCACUGCAUCUGCAUAUGCUGCUGCUCCUGGUCCUAAAGAAGUUGAAACAAAGGACGAUAACAAAGGUGAUUCAUACAGAGAGGAGGAAGCAGAAACUUCUCGUGCUUUGUUCAUGUCUGGUCACUUUGUGUUUCCCCCCAGUGAGCAUGAGAAUUUGCCACUGGAAUCUUUGGAACCUGAUAAUGGUAGUGAAAAUGUAGGCAAGGAUGUGGUCCCUGAAUUGGGUGUAGAAGAAGGUGGUAGAUCUAGGACUAAGGAGGAGGAAGAUUGGACUUUGAAAGGGUUGAAUGUACAUGACGAGUUUCCAGGGAUGCAAUUUUUUGAUGAAAAGCAUGGAACAGAGUUUGAAGAAGGCACAACACUGCAAGGGCUGGAUUUGAUUGACAAGGACCAGAGUUUGUAUAGUGCUGCUACAUUUAGUUCUUUCCAUAGUGAUGAAGCACUUGGUGGAUCAACCACCUAUGGUGAGGAUACAACUGUUUCUGAACUAAUUGAAGCUUCUGAGCAAGGCUUAGGUUUUCCUGCAGACAUCUCUCAGUCCCCAAAGCCCUUCAAAGAUGAUAAAUAUGAUGGCUCUGACCUCCCAUGUGAAGCUUGGUGGAAGAGAAGAGCAGUUUCUUUGUAUGCUCAUGCAAAAGAGGCAAAUACAUUUUGGUCUAUUUUCAUUGCAGCAGCUGUGAUGGGCAUUGUGAUCCUUGGGCAGCGGUGGCAACAAGAGAGGUGGCAGGCAUUGCAACUCAAGUGGCAGCUCAGCCUCAACAAUGAGCUUUUGAAUUUUGACAGAAGACAGGUCGGGUGCUGGGUUCCAUAUCUCGCCUUAAAGACGUGAUUGUUGGUGGCCAUCGCCGAGGUUCUUUUGUCAGGGGCAGCUCCCCUAGUGACAAUUAAAAGUGAUGAUAUCAGGGGCAGCUCCCCAAGUGACAGUUAAAAAGAGAUGAUGAUGACAAAUGGUAGUGAGAGAGUGAAAUGGAGAUUGAUUUGGGUGUUAAUAUGUCAGUUUGCUGUUUAGUUAACUUAUUUGUCCUAUCUUUUAUGGAAAGCUACAUAGCUGCAUGUUAAAAUUUAAUGUGAUUUGUGUUUUAUAUUGUUGCC